CUCAGAUGUAUGUCUCAUUAAACAAAGAUUUAGGGCAAAUUGAAAGAAAGAAACGGAAAAGAGAAAGAAACGGAAGCCCUAGCCUCCAUUUCUUUCUCUCCACUUGCAGCCACCACCCCUCUCUAUGUUCAGCCUUUCUCUCCGGUGACACUCCAGCGCCCAUAGGUCUAAGGCGGCGAAGACUGAACCAGAUUUGUAGUCAACCAUUACUCGCGAAUCUGGCUUGCAUUUGUGAGCACGACUCCGGGCUUUCGAAGCAUUGUUUCUCCCUUUGAGACUCCAACGUGAACAAGUUGUGCAUUACGUUUUCGACGACUGGGUGUCUUGCAGCAGGUUUUUUGAUUUGGGAGUAAGCUUUCAACUGCUAUCCUCACUUCGCUUGGCUUCAAAUCAGUUUACCAUAUCAUUUACGGCCCAUUUUUGCAAGUUCGGACGUUUUCAGACACCAAUCGGCAAGGAUUGGAGCGUUUUUUAUAACAUUCGGCACAAAUUACAGAAAGUGUUUCAAGGUUGUGUGCACUUGCAAAAAGUAAAACCGAAAGAGACAGGAAAUAGAUUAGAAAGUGAAGUUCGUUGUUCGAGCUUCCUUUUGCCCAAACCAUAAUGGCAAAGCGCGAGAUUUCCAGUACAUUAAGAAACUUGAAGUUCAUGCAAAGGGCGACUCAGAGAGAGGAGCAACCUAAGAAAGAGGAAGAAGUAAAAAAACCUGAUGAGAAUUUCUUUCCCUCGGGUACUAAAAUCAGAAAGUGUGUGGUUUUAGUUGAAGGAGAUCCUCAUCCAGGGGCUCUUAAAGGUCGAAUGUCAUUCCAGAGCUUUAAUCCUUCAAUUGAUAAACUCAAUGAAGAAGCAGCUAGGUUAGGGCAGCAUGAAAUUCCAGGCACUUCCUCAGGGAAUCAUAGUGGAAACCUUUCAUCAAGAGAUGAUGGAUCUUCAAGUAAUGAAGCAGUGUGCUCAAACAUUGAUGAAAAUAAUUGUGAGGCUACCGAGGACCUUAAAAGGAAACAAUCUGAAGUAGUUCAUGAAGGACAACAUCCAACUAAGUUUUCUAGAAGUGGUAAUGGUAAAGGAUCCUUCAAGAAACCAAAGGGUGGAAAGCUGGACUGGAAUGUUCUUAGGCCCUCUAAGGCUCCCAAUAAAAGUGGGUAAUCUUGUGUAGGAAAGUCAUUAGAUGGGUGAAUCCAGUUUCUAUGCUCUUAGGAGAUUGUAUUGAUUUCUUGCCAGUGUUUGUAGCUAUAUGGGACCCUUUAGAGUUCCAUGAUCAAUUAAUGGGAAGUGUCAUGUCAUUUAACGUCUCUUACCACCUCAUUCGAGAUUCUUAAUUCAUACAUACCUGUACUCUGAUCAAGAAUGAAUCUCAAUACAUGGAAUAUUGUCUGAUUUUGUAAGAAACUAGAUUUCUUAUCCUGUUUUGCAAAUGGAAAAUGGAUCCUAAAAGUUUACAGAUUU
Cucumis melo (muskmelon) is the source of this 1446-nucleotide messenger RNA. RefSeq lists its product as uncharacterized. Bases 604 to 1146 code for a protein of 180 amino acids. Gene Ontology annotation, biological process: maturation of 5.8S rRNA. The record is from RefSeq and is a predicted model, not a curated record. The transcript is spliced from 6 exons. Lineage: Eukaryota; Viridiplantae; Streptophyta; Magnoliopsida; Cucurbitales; Cucurbitaceae.